UUGUAAUAAUGGAGUUCUACAAGACAUGUUCUCGGCUUGUCCCGGUUCUGGUCGUGGCUUGGACAGCAUUGUUGUGGGUGCCUGUUUGUGCGCAGAGUAUCAACACGCCGUGCAACCCGUCGGUGCUCGGCAUCGGCUUCACUCCCUGUAUGAACCUGCUUACCAAUAGCAGUGGCAAUGGUUCUUCGCCGACUGCGGAUUGUUGUGAUUCUCUUAGGAAUCUAACUUCCGGUGGCAUGGACUGUUUGUGCCUGCUGCUCACCGGAAGUGUUCCGUUCAGUUUACCGAUCAAUAGAACUCUGGCUAUUUCUCUUCCUCGAGCUUGUAACAUGCCCGGUGUUCCCGUUCAGUGCAGAGCCCCUGCUGGUGUACCUGUUCCUGCCCCAGGUCCGAGCUCACUCGCACCCACCCUUUCUCCAGGAGCCGCACCAACUUUAGCCCCAACAGGUUCCAUUGUCCCGGAACCAACCGGAUCCGCUGAAUCACCAGAAUCCGACACCACGCCGACUUUAACUCCGCCAUCCCCGACAGCCGGUUCCGGAGCCCCAACCGCCACGACAGGGAGGCGCCCUGUUCUUAACCCCCAAUCAUCAGCUGCCGGUCGUUCUUACAGUCUUUCACCAUCACUUGUGCUGUUUAUAUCAGGAUUUGUUGUUUUGAAGUACUACUAGAAGCCAAUAUCUCAAUUUAUGUGUGUUUAUUUAUGGAUUGUUUGAGAGGUAUAUUCUUUGAGUGGUCUGAAACCAUUGUUUUUAAAGCAUAGAUUGGGUGAUUGUUUGUUUCUAAAUAAACUAA
Messenger RNA from Hibiscus syriacus, 795 nucleotides. Its product is annotated as non-specific lipid transfer protein GPI-anchored 19-like. Lineage: Eukaryota; Viridiplantae; Streptophyta; Magnoliopsida; Malvales; Malvaceae. The transcript is spliced from 3 exons. The record is from RefSeq and is a predicted model, not a curated record. The coding region runs from base 9 to 671 and encodes 220 amino acids.